AACUAUAGGAAAUUGAAAACAAAGAAUUCAUUUUGAAUGAUUUGAGAAGAUUUGUUGAGAGUAACGUCUAUAAGGUUUUGUGAGAAAUUGAAACAAAAUUUCCGAGAUACUUUGCAUGGAAUUCUAAGUGAAAUUAACAAUAAUUAGAACCAAAAUGGCUAGUUUGAAGAACAUCAAUGUCAUCACAAGCUCCACCAAGGCACAAGAUUCAAACUUUCAAAACAAAACAAUAGUUGGAAAUAUUGUGAGGAAGGUGUUCAAGAUUCUUUUCUAUCUCCACUUGAUUCUAAUAUCACUUUUGGUGAUUUCCCUCACAAUCUAUGGCCUUAUCACCACCUCUCAAAACCACAAUUUCCACCUAAUGAAUUGGUACCCUCCACUCUUCACCUCAAUAACAUGUGCUGGAGUUUUUGGUUUCAUUUGGCAAUGGAUCACUCUCAAGAACCCUAAAAAGGCCAUAAGAGCAACAUUUUGGCUUAGCCCUUUGCUUACAUGUGCAAUGGCUAUUAUGUUUGUGUACAUUGAAUCUCCAAUAAGUCUUGCAUUUGGUGUUAUUGCUUUGGUUUUUUCAUUGAUUCAAUCUCUUUAUGGUUGUUGGGUCAAUCAUAGAUUUGAAUAUGCCAACAAAAUUUUAUCAACUUCAUUAGUUGAUUUUCCUAUCAAAACCAUGUGGUUAACAUUUUCAUCAAUUUUUAUUGGAAUUAUUUAUUGCUUUUUUCUUGUUAUUGGAAUUGGAGGAGCUAGAGCAAUUGAAAACAAAACAAAAUUAACAUCCUUGUUCAUCUUGUUAAUUUUGUUAAGCCUAGGAUGGAGUAUGCAAUUUCUUAAAAAUGUGAUUCAAGUCACAAUUUCAAGAAUAAAGUAUAUGAAUUUAGGUUUUGGAGAAGUUAUGGACACAAGAGUUGCAUUUAAUGACACAUUAAAGUACUUAAGUGGAAGUGUUUCAAUUGGUUCAAUUUUAGUUCCAUUUAUCUCAACAUUUAGGGGGUUUGCUAGGUCAUUAAAAAUUAUUGGAGGAGAUAGUGAUGAGUUUAUGUUUUCUUGUGUUAGUUGCUAUAUGGGAAUUGCAACAAUUCUUGUGAGUUGUGGAAAUAGAUUUGGAUUUGUUCAUGUUGGAGUUUAUAAUAAAGGGUUUGUGCAAGCAUCAUGUGAUAUUUGGGAUAUGUUUAAUAGGGUUGGAUUGGUGCAACUUAUUGACUUGGAUCUUACUGGAUCAUUUUGUUUCCUUAGUGGUGUGGCAGGGGGUGCAAUUAGCAGCCUAGUGAGUGGAAUUUGGAGCAUUGUGUUGCAAAAGAACUAUGCUACUGAAUUGUCCAUUUAUGCUUUCCUAAUUGGGUACUUCAUGGUUAGGUUGGCUUUGGCAUGGCCACAAGCAUGUGUUUCUGCUUACUAUGUUGCUUAUGCAGAGAAUCCACAAAGCACUCAUUUUGAUUCUACUAUACCAAUGCGCUUGGAACAGUUACAAAGAUCUCAAGUUUAGAAAAUAUUAUGUGAAUAAAUUUU
Molecule: messenger RNA, 1503 nt
Organism: Trifolium pratense (red clover)
Lineage: Eukaryota; Viridiplantae; Streptophyta; Magnoliopsida; Fabales; Fabaceae
Product: protein PNS1-like
Exons: 3
Coding region: 155-1480 (441 amino acids)
Biological process (GO): transmembrane transport
Cellular component (GO): membrane
Molecular function (GO): transmembrane transporter activity
Source: RefSeq, a predicted model, not a curated record